Messenger RNA from Anopheles marshallii, 330 nucleotides. RefSeq lists its product as uncharacterized. The coding region runs from base 1 to 330 and encodes 109 amino acids. The record is from RefSeq and is a predicted model, not a curated record. The transcript is spliced from 3 exons. NCBI's taxonomy places the organism in Eukaryota, Metazoa, Arthropoda, Insecta, Diptera, Culicidae.
AUGACCAAACUGGCUGUUGCUAUAUGCUUAGCCAUUCUAGUGGCUUCGGUGGAACAUCGUGUUGAAGCAACCGUGGUAAGGUUGUUAACGGACUUCAUCCAAAACAAUGUCGCUGGCAUACCGCUCAUUCACAAGACGGAGGAGUAUGACUUCGAUCCGGAGAUAAGCAAAAAACGAAGGGAGCUAUACUAUGAGCUGCAUGGGUACCGUGGUGAAAAGAUAAUCGAACGAAUAGGUCUCGGUAUUGAUGGCAAACACCACGAACGGCUUGCAUUCCAGCGGCAACGCGACGAGGGACAUCUGCAGGGUCUCAACUAUCUGCAGCCUUAG